CCCUCCUAUGUCCCCUUUUAGCGCACUUGCCUAACGUGGUCCAAGCUUUUAAUUAUUCGUUCGCUUAGACCCUAGUCUGGACCACCACCAGCCGUACUUUCUCACAAAAUCAAAAAUUCUAAGCUAGCAGCCCACUCAGCAGUCCAACCUGGAAUUUGAUUGAGGAAAUUUCCAAUUUCGACCACAACCGAAAAACACCCAACCCUUCCAUCGUCAUUCGCACUCCACGAACAAACCUCACAUCCCUCAGACAAAAUGACGAAGCGCACAAAGAAGGUCGGUGUUACCGGAAAGUACGGUACCAGAUACGGUGCCUCGCUCCGAAAGCAGGUCAAGAAGAUGGAAAUCACCCAGCACGCCAAGUACACCUGCACAUUCUGCGGCAAGGUCUCCGUCAAGCGUCACUCCGUCGGUAUCUGGGACUGCAAGUCGUGUGGAAAGACUGUUGCCGGAGGAGCCUACACUGUCUCGACCGCUGCUGCGGCUGCCAUGCGAUCAACGCUGCGAAGAUUGAGGGAGAUCCAGGAGGUUUAGACGUGAUGUGAGGGGGAACGGCUAUUUUCUUUGCAUUUGGCUUCGGUGUACAGGAACACGGAAUUUUCUACGCAAACCAUGAAGGGUCAUGACGACGAUCGAUGAAUUCCCUCAGUG
Messenger RNA from Daldinia loculata, 651 nucleotides. Its product is annotated as ribosomal protein L37ae. Bases 256 to 534 code for a protein of 92 amino acids. The record is from RefSeq and is a predicted model, not a curated record. Gene Ontology annotation, cellular component: ribosome. The transcript has 3 exons. Gene Ontology annotation, biological process: translation. Gene Ontology annotation, molecular function: structural constituent of ribosome. NCBI's taxonomy places the organism in Eukaryota, Fungi, Ascomycota, Sordariomycetes, Xylariales, Hypoxylaceae.